AUGCUCACUAACCCUCAAUGCACGCCAAAGGAAUGGAUAAUCAUAUUAGUAUUGGGCCUUUACUUCAUCUUGGGAUUUUUGAUAAUGAUUUGUAGAAUUUUAAAAUUUGGCCUGGGAGGGAUGCUUUGCAUUAUGCGACACAAAUGGAGGCUUUGUAAAAUUAUCGGAAAACUUUUUAGGCGCAGAGUCAGAAAAGAAAAAUCAGAAUUUACAGAAUUUAAGCCCUUAACUAAAACUUACAAAACCAACCUCCCAAAAGAAGUAAUAUUGAUAACUUUACUCUUACUUACUCUGCCAAUCCAAAGCCUAGAAAUAAUCAACGCCAAGGAUGAACAUUAUAUUGUAAAUAAAGAAGGGCAACGCACAUGUUCAUAUGAAAACGUGUUGGAGCUCAACUUUGGUUUACAAUCUCAAAAUGGCCAAGAAGCGCAAAUUAUUUUACAGGAUUCCGGAAAUCGACCCACGGGGAAAAUUACUCUAAAAAUAAAUGCCAUACAAGCUGUUUGCGUUCGAUCAGCUAAAUUCUUCACAAGGGAUUUUGAAUUAGGGGCAAACUCAGUUUAUCUAUGUAGUGGAGAAGGAUCUUGUGCCUCUCAGCAAAAAUGUGAAACUCUUGGGGUAAACGAGAGCAUAAGUGAAAUUCCUAAAUCAAACCACUUACCCGGCACUUCUGGAUGUCUCGAUCCUUGUAAAGGACAACUUUUUUGCCAAAAUUGCUAUUAUUCUAGUUACACAUGCCUAUUUUUCAGAUGUUUCGCAGAACCCAAAUCAAAAGAAAUAUAUGAAAUUUUUGAGUGUCCUGAAUUUGGCUUAGAGCUUAAAUUAAACAUAACUAUUGAAAAUGCCGAACAAAAGUUUGAAAAAGAAAUGAGAUUACGCCCGGGGUUCACAGAAAAUUUUAAGGAGAUUAAACUUACCGCCACCUCAAUGACUGUUCCUCCUAUACCAGCAUUAGGGCGUUCAAUACUAACAGAUGGUAAUCGAUUUGCCAUAAUUACCAAAGAACAAGAAAAUUCCGCAAAAAGAGUCUUUUGCCCGAAUAUUAAUGAAGCAGCCAAAUUUAGCUCAAAAUGUAUAAUGAAAAAGGAAAUUUGCAAAUGUGAAAAAAGGAAAAAUAAAAUAAUGUGUGGGAAGCAAAACGGGCCUUAUUUGAAAGAUAUUUUUAUGGGAGAAAAGGUUUUACCCUUGGUACACAAUGGACUCCUUUUAAAAAAUGAAAAUAAAGAAAUAGUGGCAAUUCCGGAACUUACGGCGGCCAUUCUCCAGAUUAGAUUAGCGGGUGUUAGCUUCAAAGCCCAAAUAGAAUUAAAUACUUGUAAAAUAACCCCAUAUGAGAUUUUAGGCUGUUAUGGAUGUGAAAAAGGGGCCACCUUUAAGUUACUAUGUCUUACAGAUUUCGGGCGGACAUUAGCCACUUUAAUAUGCCCUUCUUUUACCAGUGCCGUCACGUGCGAGCCAACAGCCAACAACAAAACACUCUCUCUACAUUUUGACCAUGCUGAUAUUGAUGAGAACUGUGAGGCCUUUUGCCCAGCUUCGACUACACGAUUUAAAAUUUUUGGAAAACUUUCCUCUCCAGAACUUGUUAUUUUUGAUUCUAGAAAUUGGGAUUGGACCGGAAGAAAAGACAUUACCCCGAAAAUUGAUUGGCUAUCAAUUAUUAAAAAUUUUGUUUUUAAUGCACACUUCCCCACCCUCAUUCUCUCUCUUUCUAUUGGCGGCAUCCUAAUCUACUUUUUGGCACCUUUUCUUCUAACACUUCUUUUUGCCAUCUUCUCUUUCCUAAUUAAACUUCUUUGUCUCCGGAGUGUCGGCAACAGCCGAAAAUGAUAUUUUAAUUUUAAAUUUCAAAAUAAAUUUCUUCAUUUU
Molecule: messenger RNA, 1869 nt
Organism: Meloidogyne enterolobii
Lineage: Eukaryota; Metazoa; Nematoda; Chromadorea; Rhabditida; Meloidogynidae
Source: the annotation of a GenBank genome assembly